GUCUGAUCUAGGUGGGAGCCAGCUUCUAAGGUAACUGGACAUCCAGCAGAUUACUCCACAGCUUUGCUCCCAGCCUGUCCACCUCACCCUCGGUCAACUUCCCCUGAGCCUGCUGCUGUCUCCUGAGCCCACUGUGAGAUCCAGAUAGAUACCCACUGAGGAGGAAGCAGGAUGGAGACACGGGAUCAGGCGUUGCUUUCUUACUCUCUUGGAAGUUUAGGAUAUUUCACAGUUCUGAAUGUUAGCCACUGAAAAUGCCAGUAGAAGAUGAAGCCUCUGAAGAUGACACGGAUUCACUUUCCUCAAACAGUCCAAGAACCUUUAUUUUCCAAUAAGAGAAUAUAACAAUUUCUGUACACUAUGGAAGAGUUUGACUUGGUGAAAACCUUACACAAAACUUCAUCUUCUGUAGAAUCUGAUAAAAAUUCUCUUCAUUCUCUUGGACUGAACUUAAAUACUGAAAGAAGUAGUCCCCACCUUAGUACAAAUGGGGUAUCCUCUUUCUCAGGGAAGACCAGACCAUCUGUAAUUCAAGGUACAGUUGAAGUCCUAACUUCUUUAAUGCAAGAGCUACAAAACAGUGGAAAGACUGAUUCGGAACUUUGGAAAAACUGUGAGACCAGGUGGUUACAGCUAUUCAAUUUGGUGGAAAAACAAUGCCAAGAACAGAUAGUUGCCCAGCAGGAGCAGUUCCACAACCAAAUUCAACAUAUACAGGAGGAGAUAAAAAAUUUAGUCAAAUUACAGACUAGUAGUGCUUCCUUGGCUUCCUGUGAAGGAGAUUCUUCAAACAAACAAGUAUCUUCAGAAAGUCAAAUGGGUUUUUUUUCUGAAAGCAGUGAGAGAAAUGAAUCUGUUAUCCAUUAUCCUGAAUCCACAGAACCUGAAAUACAGCAAGAAAUGUCCACGUCACAACCAGACUGCAAUGUGGAUAGUUGCUCAGUAAGCAGUGGAUAUGGCACCUUUUGUAUCUCAGAAUUAAAUCCGUACAAAUCUAAAGACCCUAAGGAGUUCAUGGAGCACGUAGAUGUUCCCAAAGGACAGUAUAUAGCACCUGCAGUGCUGGUCGAGUCACUUGUAGAUGGUGUGAAAAAUGAGGAUUUUUAUAUACGGACUCCUGAAGAGUGUCAUGUGUCUUUAAAGGAAGAUGUAUCCAUUUCUCCUGGUGAAUUUGAACAUAAUUUUCUUGGUGAAAAGGUUUCUGAAGUAUACAGUGGGAAAACAAAUAGUAAUGCUAUAACAUCAUGGGCACAAAAACUGAAGCAGAACCAACCAAAGAGAGCACAUGUAGAAGAUGGAGGUUCAAGAUCUAAACAAGGAAAUGAACAAAGCAAGAAGACACCAAUUGAGAAAUCUGAUUUUGCUGCUGCUACACAUCCUUGUGCUUUUUACCUCAGUAAACCAGAUGAAACUCCAAAUGCUUGGAUGUCUGAUUCAGGAACAGGAUUGACUUACUGGAAACUAGAGGAAAAGGAUAUGCACCACUCUUUGCCUGAAACUUUAGAGAAGACAUUCAUAUCAUUGUCUUUCACAGAUGUGUCACCAAACCAGUCUAAUACUAGUAAUGAGAUGAAGCUACCGUCACUGAAGGAUAUUUAUUAUAAAAAACAAAGGGAAAACAAGCAGUUACCUGAGAGGAAUCUCACUUCUGCUUCCAACCCAAAUCAUCCACCAGAGGUCCUGACUCUAGAUCCUACGUUACACAUGAAGCCAAAGCAGCAGAUUUCAGGGAUUCAACCUCACGGCCUUCCUAAUGCCCUUGAUGACAGAAUAUCCUUUUCCCCGGACUCUGUUCUAGAGCCUAGUAUGUCUAGUCCCUCUGACAUAGACUCAUUUUCACAAGCAAGUAAUGUCACUUCUCAGUUACCUGGAUUUCCAAAAUAUCCCUCACACACAAAAGCUUCUCCGGUGGACUCUUGGAAGAAUCAGACAUUCCAAAACGAAAGUAGGACCAGUUCCACGUUUCCGUCGGUAUAUACCAUUACUAGUAAUGAUAUCUCGGUCAACACUGUAGAUGAAGAAAACACUGUCAUGGUCGCUUCGGCCUCAGUCAGUCAGUCCCAGCUUCCAGGUACAGCCAACAGUGUCCCAGAAUGCAUUUCAUUGACUUCCUUGGAAGAUCCUGUGAUAUUGUCUAAGAUUAGGCAGAACCUGAAGGAAAAGCAUGCUCGACACAUAGCAGAUCUUCGAGCUUAUUAUGAAUCAGAAAUAAAUAGUUUGAAACAGAAGCUGGAAGCAAAAGAAAUCUCUGGAGUUGAAGAUUGGAAGAUAACCAAUCAAAUUCUUGUAGACAGAUGUGGCCAAUUAGAUAGUGCUUUGCAUGAAGCUACUAGUCGCGUGAGAACACUUGAAAAUAAGAAUAACUUACUGGAAAUUGAAGUGAAUGAUUUGAGAGAACGCUUCAGUGCAGCCAGCAGUGCUUCCAAAAUUUUGCAGGAACGAAUUGAAGAAAUGAGAACAAGCAGUAAAGAAAAAGACAAUACCAUCAUUCGACUAAAAUCUAGACUGCAAGAUUUAGAAGAAGCAUUUGAGAAUGCUUACAAACUGUCGGAUGAUAAAGAAGCUCAACUAAAGCAAGAGAACAAAAUGUUUCAAGAUCUUUUAGGAGAGUAUGAGUCCCUUGGAAAAGAACACAGGAGAGUAAAGGAUGCAUUAAAUACAACUGAGAACAAAUUGCUUGAUGCAUAUACUCAGAUUUCUGAUUUGAAAAGAAUGAUUUCAAAACUUGAAGCUCAGGUCAAGCAAGUAGAACAUGAAAAUAUGUUAAGCCUUCGUCAUAAUUCUAGAAUUCACGUGAGACCCUCGCGUGCCAACACACUAGCAACUUCAGACGUCAGCAGGCGGAAAUGGCUGAUUCCAGGUGCAGAGUACUCCAUCUUUACUGGCCAGCCUCUGGACACCCAGGACAGUAAUGUGGACAACCAGCUGGAGGAAACCUGUAGCCCUGGGCACCUUUCACCUCUGGAAAAGGAUUCUUCACCUGGAAGUUCAUCAACAAGCUUGUUGAUAAAAAAGCAAAGAGAGACUUCAGACACGCCGAUCAUGAGAGCUUUAAAAGAACUUGAUGAGGGAAAAAUACUUAAAAAUUGGGGGACACAGACAGAGAAAGAGGACACCUCAAAUAUAAAUCCUCAACAAACUGAAACUUCAGUUAAUUCAAGUCGUUCUCCAGAGAAGUGUGCCCAACAGAGACAAAAGAGACUUAAUUCGGCCUCACAGAGAUCAUCAUCUUUACCACCUUCAAAUCGUAAAUCAAGUACUCCAACAAAAAGAGAGAUUAUGCUAACACCAGUGACUGUGGCUUAUAGUCCAAAGCGAUCCCCUAAAGAAAACUUGUCCCCAGGAUUUAGUCAUCUGCUUAGCAAAAAUGAGAGCAGUCCAAUUCGAUUUGAUAUACUUUUGGAUGAUUUAGAUACUGUUCCUGUGUCUACAUUACAACGUACCAAUCCAAGAAAGCAACUCCAGUUUCUUCCUCUAGAUGACUCGGAAGAAAAAAUGUAUUCUGAGAAAGCCACCGAUAACCAUGUUAAUCAUAGCUCUUGCCCUGAACCAGUGCCAAAUGGAGUGAAGAAAGUAUCUGUGAGAACAGCCUGGGAGAAGAAUAAAUCAGUUAGCUAUGAACAGUGUAAGCCGGUUUCAGUCACUCCACAGGGGAAUGAUUUUGAAUAUACAGCAAAAAUUCGGACCCUAGCUGAAACAGAACGAUUUUUUGAUGAACUUACAAAAGAAAAGGACCAGAUUGAGGCAGCACUAAGCAGGAUGCCUUCUCCUGGAGGACGAAUCACUUUACAGACAAGAUUAAAUCAGGAAGCCUUGGAAGAUCGUUUGGAAAGGAUUAAUCGAGAACUGGGUUCAGUUCGCAUGACGCUAAAGAAAUUCCAUGUUUUGCGCACCUCUGCAAAUCUUUGAGAUUUGUAGCCAUUAAAUUUUGAGACAUUUUUGUUUGCACUAAUGUAUAAUUAUGCAGUCAGAAAAGGCAAACUAUUUUGUACUGUUUAUAAGCCUUCAAACAGUAGUUUUACAAUCAUGCUAUUCUUACACUUGCUAUUUUAUACUUCAAAUGGCCACAUAUUUUCAAGAUAUUUUUGUUAUGCUCAGGAAUCUCUUGUAUAUUUUACUAUUUAAAAAGCAUUAUUUUUAAAUAGUAUAUGUCUCCAAUUUAUAUCAAGAAUAAGGAAAUAUAAACAGGGGAAGCAGCUUGUUUCUAAACAAAUAGUGUUAUCCUUUUACAAUUAACUGCACACCAAUUUUAUAAACUUGUUCUACAUUGUAAAUACAAUUCAUUUUUUAAAAAAUAAAGCUUAAUAGCUUCCAUAA
Pongo pygmaeus (Bornean orangutan) is the source of this 4317-nucleotide messenger RNA. It is a transcript of the gene MPHOSPH9, whose product is annotated as M-phase phosphoprotein 9. The record is from RefSeq and is a predicted model, not a curated record. The coding region runs from base 361 to 3909 and encodes 1182 amino acids. Gene Ontology annotation, cellular component: centriole. The transcript has 24 exons. Lineage: Eukaryota; Metazoa; Chordata; Mammalia; Primates; Hominidae.